AUGGUAGCGAUUUUGCGGCUCGAGUCCAGCCCUGUCAAGAUCGAAGUAGAUUUUGAUAAAAGAAAUGGCUCGGCGAAGGAAACCACCAGAGCACUUCCGAACCUCCUAAACGAAACCAACCGCACGCAGGCCACAGCCAUGGAUCACAGCGUCAAGGCGAUGACCUCUCCGGGUCUGCUCACCCGCAUCUUGAAUCCCCAUCGCUUCGAAAACGACGAACUGGAGCAGCUCUACCAGCGCUACAUCUGCAAGCUGCAACACUCCAGCGUCGCCGCCGUGGUGGCGCUCUUCGUCAUCCUGACGUUCCUGCUGGCCAAUUUGGGGCUGGUGUACGCGCAAGCCGCCACCGCGCAGAACGUCUACCACGCCGCCCACUGUCUCCUCUUCGCGCUGCUGCUGGUCUUCUUGCACACCAGGUUCAUGCAGGAUGCUUAUCUGCUGUGGGUGUGCUACGUGGUGCUGUUCUUCCUGGCGACGUUCUGCGCUCUAUCGCUGCCUCUCUACCCGUCCUCGACGGUGGCCAAGGUGGCGGCCGAGGGGACCUGGCAGGUGGUGUUCGUGGUUUUCCUGGCGUACGCCAUGAUGCCGCUCAAGAGUUACGUGGCGGCCGUCUUCGGGGUGGCCCUCUGCACGGCUCACGUUGUCGUCGCUGCAGUCUCCGCCACCGCCUUUCGAUACCUCCUCUGGCAGCAGCUAAUAGCGAACGUCACAGUUUUCCUAUGCGUGAACAUCGUCGGAGUUUUCAUGCACAACUUGAUGGAGCACGCGCAAAGAAAGGCCUUUUUGGACACCAGGAAUUGCAUAGCGGCCCGCUUGGAGAUGGAAGACGAAAACGAAAAAUUGCAGGAAACUAUACUGAGAGUUUCGUUUUUCCAUUCGCAGGAACGGCUUCUCCUGUCUGUGCUGCCGCAACACGUCGCCAUGGAGAUGAAAAACGAUAUUAUUUCGCCGGUCGAAGGUCAAUUUCACAAAAUCUACAUUCAAAAACACGAGAAUGUUAGUAUAUUAUUCGCGGAUAUCGUCGGUUUCACCGUUUUAGCUUCCCAAUGCACGGCUCAGGAACUAGUGAGGCUUCUCAACGAGCUCUUCGGACGAUUCGAUCAACUGGCAAACGACAACCACUGUCUCAGGAUAAAGAUUCUCGGGGAUUGUUACUACUGCGUCUCGGGGUUGCCGGAGCCGCGCUCCGACCACGCUCACUGCGCCGUGGAGAUGGGCCUGGACAUGAUCGACGCCAUCGCCAGCGUCGUCGAGGCCACCGAUGUGCAGUUGAACAUGCGCGUGGGCAUCCAUUCGGGCCGGGUGCUGUGCGGCGUGCUGGGCCUCAGGAAGUGGCAGUACGAUGUCUGGUCUAACGACGUCACCUUGGCCAAUAACAUGGAAGCCGGAGGGGAACCCGGACGGGUUCACAUAACUCAAGCUACAUUGGAUUACCUGGGGGGUGAAUACGAAGUUGAACCCGGCAACGGUACCUCCAGGAAUCAGUACCUAAGAGACCACUGCGUCACCACGUACUUCAUAGUGCCUCCUGCGAGGAGGAGAAAGCCACUGUUGUUCAACACGCUGCAGGUCCGGUCGGCUUUGGGAGCCGCUCAACGGAGGAAGCUCUCCUUCAAGAACGUCUCCAACGUGGUGGUGCAGCUGCUCCACUCCAUCAAGUACUCCAUGGAGGUGCCGUUCUCCAACAUGGCGCUGCAGGCGGAUUUGAAGGCCACCAACGCCAGAAAGGAAGACGACGCCGUGUCCUACCAAUCCGAACGUAGCGUAAUGGAAGAUUUGGAUAAAUCGAAAUAUUACACCAAACAGCGCCAGGAUUCUUCCUGCGAUUGCUACGACAGGUCCGAACCUUUCUUACCUUCACAAGAAGACGAAAAAAGCAUUUACCAAGAAAAAUUCGAAGAAGAAAAUGAAGGAAAAAACGAUUGCAAAUAUUGUGCUGCUGAUGCGCGUAGAAAAGUGCUAGACCUUCAAAGGGCCCUACACGCAGAGCCUGCAUCAACGUCGGCUGAAACUAGCAGCAAAGUGCUAGAACUGCAAAGGGUGCUACAUAGGGAAAUACCGCCCUCUCAAGAAAAUUGUCCGCCUAGAGAAGAUCCGAAUAAUAAGGUUACUGAAAAAUUUAAGAGGCCGUUCAAGAAGAGGCACUCUAGCGUUUACCACCAGCCGUCUAAUAGGGUUAACAAAUAUUUGGCCCAAGCCAUUGAGGCACGGAGCGUGGAUAGGGAGAAAUCGACGCACGUUAAUUUAAUUACUCUCUGUUUUAAAGAUAGACAAAAAGAGGACCAGUAUCACAACGACAUCGACGUGGGAUACAGUUCGACGUUAGCCUGUGCCUUGGUUCUAUUAGUAUUGCUCGGCACCGUCCAAGCCACCAUACUGCCCAGAACCACGAUUUUGUUCAUUUUGUUUCUAGUUGCCUUCGUUUGGAUAGCCGUGGUGCUGAUGUUACUGCUGGCGGUACGUUUGCGCUGGAUCCUCUGGGACAUAUCCCAAAGUUUCGUUCUAAGACUGGCCAUUACCGUGUUUACCAUUAUAUUGGUAUACGCCGUCGCGCAAGUUAACGUCUUCACGUGUUUACCGGACGUAAACUGCUAUUCCCAAACAACGGCGAACAUUACGUUGGAGGGAAGGGACCACAGGGCGUGCCCCCUGCCGCAAUACAUCGUCCUAUCGUGUGCCCUUGGAUAUUUGGCUGUGGCUAUAUUUUUAAGGCUUCCGAUUUUACUCAAAGCUUCGCUGUUGAUCAUCAUGUCGACUGUGUACAUACUACACAUUGAACUCUCUCACAUUGACCUCUUCCUGUGCUACGAUAUUAGAGUUAGCGUGGUGGAGGUGCUCAUGUUCGUUUUGGCGGUGUUCAUACACGGUCGACAAGUCGAGUGGACGGCCCGGCUGGAUUUCCUGUGGCAGAUCCAGGCGAACGAGGAGAAGCGCGACAUGGACGCGCUGCAGCACUCGAACAAACGGAUACUGUUCAAUUUGCUGCCCGCCCACGUGGCCACGCAUUUUCUGGACAACCAGUUCCGGAACAACAUGACCACUCUAUCGCAGGAACUCUACCACCAGAGCUAUUCUCGCGUGGGCGUCGUGUUCGCCUCGAUCACGAACUACCACGAAUUCUAUACCGAAUUGGACGGCAACAACCAGGGCGUCGAGUGCCUGCGGCUGCUCAACGAAAUCAUCGCCGACUUCGACGAUUUGCUGUCGGAGGAGCGCUUCAAGGCCAUCGACAAGAUCAAAACGGUCGGCUCCACGUACAUGGCCGCCGUCGGCCUGAUGCCCGACCUCCGCAUCCUCGACGACGACGAAACCACCGCCGCCACCCACCUGACCACCCUGGUCGAAUUCGUGUUCGCCAUGCGCGACCGCCUGCUCAACAUUAACGAGAACUCUUACAAUAAUUUCAUGCUGCGAGUGGGCAUUAACAUCGGCCCGGUGGUGGCGGGCGUGAUAGGCGCCCGGAAGCCCCAAUACGACAUUUGGGGCAACACGGUGAACGUGGCCAGUCGCAUGGACUCCACCGGCCUGCCGAACCACACGCAGGUCACCGAGGAGGUGUUCCAGGUGCUGCGCACCCACCCCUACGAGUUCCAAUGUCGCGGCAAGGUGAAGGUCAAGGGAAAGGGGGACAUGACGACGUAUUUCCUGAUCGACAGGAAGCAGCCCGGCACGCUGAGGAUCGAGGAGCUGAGCAGCUUGAGGUCCAGCGUUAACAAUGCGAACAAUAUUAACAACAUGUAUGGAGGUGUAGCGACGCCUUUAGUUCUACUGCACCACAGCGACUUGAACAACGGUCGUGCCAAGCACAACUCCAUUCAAUCUCGUCAAUCGUCCCGCGAGGAUUCGUAUACAGUCUCCAGAAACGCCAUGCGGCUGCCGCCUCUCAGAGAAACCGCCUCGCAUCACGUCAACGGCUGCGAAAACGAACCGUUGCUGCCCAAUUGCCGAAAUAACAAGAAAAAAUCAGCACCGUCAGAAGAAAGCCUACCUCCGCCUCCUUUACCGCCUCACAAAAACAACACUCACAAUUCUCACAUAUCUCAUAACACACCGUUGCAGUGUACACCGGACAUGAGGUAUAACCCCCCUUGGCCCGUGGAUAACACCAAACCAUAUCUAAAACCAUUACCGAAACCUCCCGGAAAAGAAUCGCCUAACAGACAUAACAGAAAGCACAACAUCGCUCCGAUACCCCCACCUCAUCAAAACAUCCAGCGUACCCCGCCGCUCACCCCGGAGCUCCUGCGCUCCAAAAUGCAGACGCGCCACGCGCCCCUCGCCCAUCCCCGUCAUUCGCCCCAUCACCAACGCCACAGCCCCCUGCAGCGCCACUACUCGGACGAGAGCCUCGGCGGCGGCGCCUACAACGCCGGCGUCCCGCACAGGAUCCACUCGUCCGCCGACGAAAUCAGCAGCCUCAACCACUCGCCGAGCAUCAGCAGCUCGGACGAGAGCUACAGCCGCACGACGGACGCCGACGCCAGCCCGUGCGUGUCGCCGCCGCUGCCCGCCGACGCCCAGCAGUACCUCUACCCCUCCGACAUCCAGGUGAACCCACUGUCGUCGCCGGAAGUAUCGCCGCGGGCUUCGUUGGAUUACAUUCCGCCGAACUGCUCGUUGAAGAACAACCAGGACAACAAGAGGAACAACCUGCCGCCGAGCGCGUUGCUGGCGCUCGCGAGCACCUGCAACACGGUGAAUUCGUCGGUGGUGACCAGCCCGCCGGUGCUCGACGGCGAGGACAGCUGCAGGGGCGAGAGCUGCGCCAGCUUCGAGUACGUCACCAAGACGGCGCCGUUGCUGCGCAGCGUCUCCAGCAACGGCGCGCGCGGCGCCAAGAAGAUACUCAAUUUGGACAAGUACAGGACGAGGAACGACAGCGAUUCGAUACUGGAGUGCAACAUACUCGCGUCGGCUUGCAAGCGCUCGCCGAGCUUCAAAGAAGCCGACGAGAUUCGGCAGUUGUUGGCCCGCGACGAUGAUAACAAGACGACCGCUAGCAGCGACAGGAGCUCGAGGAAGGACGGUUGUUGCCAAACCGACAAAAAAGACAUCCGAAAACUCAGGAGCCCUGUACUGUUCAGAGAGAGAACCAGUCCGAACAACAAAAUAAGCAACAUCCCGUUCGAAAGGGAGAUACAGAAGCUGCUCGACGAGCAGAACUUGCUGCAGAACAUCCCGCCGAAGCUGGAACUGAAAGAGCUGGCGCUGGAGCCGCUAGUCAGGUACGCACCGAACAACAACAAUCACCAAGUGGGUCUGGCGGCCAUACAGGCGCUGGCGCUCGGUUUGCGCCAAAACAACGGCGCUAACGCGGCGAAUACGAACGUCGCCAACGUGUCGCCCUCGCCGCGAGCAAGCAGCAAGGAGGGGUCGCUAAAGCGCGGGGCUUCGCCCGGUACGCCCGGACAGGACGGCAUUAAAUUGGCCAAAGUGUCGCCCCUUGACAGGUGCCCGAGGACCGCCGAAGAGGACGAGGAGGACGGGGAGGAAGCCGAUUUAGACUGUGAUAUGCCCGAGAUUCGGCGCCACGACGACGACACCGACCUGGAGAGCUUCGAGCGCGAGGAGAGACAGAUGGAAGAGGAAGCCGCAAAGGAAGCCGAAGUGAAGCGGUUGUUGGAGGAGAAAAUCCAGGAGAAGCUGCGGAAUCUGGAAAACAUCGCGCUGGAACCAUUGGGACAGGAACGAACCAGCACCGCGGUGGAGGGCAGCCCGUCCGAGUGGUCAGAAGACGAAGACGGCGGCGCCUCCGAGCCCCUUCUCAACGACAGAGAAUCCACCGGCUACACCACCGACGAUCCCGCUUUGGAGAACAUCUCCAUGAUCAACGAGACCGGAUUAACCGACGCAGAAGGCGCUCUGAGCGACGUGAAUUCGGCGUACAUCGACCACAACCACGACGUCGACAUGGACGACAACACGAGCAUGUCGUCGCGGGCGUCGUCGCGCAUCUUCGACUCGGACGCCAUGAUGUCGCUGGACUCGCUGAGCGCGCUCUACGACUCCGAGUACGACAACUGCUAUCGCACCGACGACGAUCUGAACGCCAUGCCGGACCUCGACCGGCUCAACUACUUCUCGGUGCCCGCCGACGACGUGCACCUGCAGAACAUCCGGUCGAUGAGCGAGAGCAUCACCAGGAACUUCGGGCAGCCGCGCAGCGACAGCGAUCCGGACAGCGACGCGUGAAACGCCCCGUUCGCUGGACUGUAAUCCCGAUAAAUGCGAGUAAGAUUGUUAGAGCGCGCUGAUGAGGAUGUAGGUGAGUUGGGAACAUAUCUGGCUCGUAGUGGAAUUAGUUCUGUUUGUUUUUUUAUUAAUUUAGAACGAGUGUAUUCGUAGAAAUUGACUCGAGAAGUGUAAAUAAUGUACAGACGGUUAAGACGCUAUUUAAAGGUACAAAUUGUAUAUAAUCGAGCAUCCUCUUAGUCUAAUUCAUACAUAUCCAACCCUUAAAUACUCUAAAUAUAGUAUUCAAUAAAAUUGUUUGUUUAAAUAGGUUGGAAACCUCUUAAUUAUAUCAUAUACAGUCAAUUCGAGCGAUUAGUAAAAUCUCAUUAAAAACCUUUGAUGUAUAAUAAUGUAGUCUUAACCGUCGAAAUUAAUCGAUAAGGGUGCUGUGAAGCAUUGAAGGGGCUGAUUUUUUUGUGAUCAUUUAUUAUUAUGUACUUUAUAUUGUUAUUAAGGGUGGCUCUCUAUGUAUCCUUUCGAGGCGUAGACUCGUCGUUACUUCCCUAAUUGGGUCAAGUACCAAAGAUGCAAGUAUUUAAAGUGUAAUUUAUUAUAUUCAUCGUAAUUAACAAACUGCAUAUUAUUUUUGAGGGAAACGAAUUUUGAGUGAAAGGGAGUUUAAUAUGUCGUUGGAUUUGUAUAAAUGUUAAUGGUAGUUUUCGUUACUUUUAUUAAUUAACAGUGGAAUCAUGUAGAAUUAAACCAUUUAAAACGUAAUCUAUAAACUUCCUUUUAUCGAAUAAAUUAGUUGAAUUAAUUAAGUUCUAUACUGUUACCAAAAUGCAAUACAUUUUUUUUGUAAUGUUAUGUUUGUACUUUACAAUUUUGUUUGAAAAUUUGUAAUUAAGUUUAAAGCGAUCGUAUAUUAACGUUAAACUUUUUUACAAAUAACUAUUGUUUAUAUUAUUUUUGUACUUAUUUGUAUUAAGAUUUGUUCUAUUUUUUUCUUGCGAAUUGUGCUUUCUAAUUACUUUAUAGACCGCUCAAAUCCAAUUUGGCGGUUCAAAUUUGAAUGUCUUAGCAGUACAGGAAUGCAAAUCAUCGAUCAUAAUCUGUUAUAAAAAUUAAGUUACUCUUCAACACUUUUAAGCUCUUAUCAAAGAGUAAGAUAUUCUUCUGCUACUCGAAGUAUUAGUUAUAAGUCUUGUACUGUUAAUGCAAGUAACUUUGGAAUUACAAUCGUACUAAAGUAAUGAGAAAUAAAUGGAAUAGAGUGUACCAUUUUAUAAAUUUGAAUCCGAAUUACUAUAAUGUGGUUCACUCUAGUUUUCAUAGUCGAAUGAACCUCGUUUUUAUUUUCUGUGAUCACCAUUCGAACCUAUAAGCACUCAAGAUGAUAUUGGUGGUGUGUAAAUAUUAAAAAAUAUAUAAAUAUUUCUAUUUUUCUUAAAUGUUCGAAUAUAAUUCUCAAUGUUGAAAAUUUUUAAUUGUAUUUAAAGUUUUCCGUUCUUAGCGUUUGUUGAAAAACUUUUUUCUACUUUUUAUCUCUGUAAAAGCAUUACAUAUAUCUAUAGUGUAUGUUGAAAAAUGUUUUAUUAAUUUAUUAAUUGCUUAAUGA
Messenger RNA from Phyllotreta striolata, 7792 nucleotides. The record is from the annotation of a GenBank genome assembly. NCBI's taxonomy places the organism in Eukaryota, Metazoa, Arthropoda, Insecta, Coleoptera, Chrysomelidae.